AGCGAAUAAAUUUUCUGCAAUAAAGCAAACUCUUAGGGCUUGUGGGGGAUUUCCUUCCGCUAUACGUAGGCAGUGUUGCGUUACGUACGACGCGUUGCUUAUAUUGCGGCGGCGCUCUAACCACUAACAACGACAACGGCAGCAGAGACAGCAGCGUCGAUAGUAGCGCCAGUCCAGUGCGAUUACGGUGGGUUGACUAUUUGUUUGUUGGCUGAAGUUGUUUUCAGUCUGAAACGAAUUGUUGUGAACGAUGGAUGGAAGAGCAGUUGGCUGCGUUUAGAAUAUUUCAACGGUUUUGGAGGAAUUAAAUACUUUUUUGAGUAUGUAAAUUGUCGAUGGGGCAAAAUAGAGAAUAGUCAGUGUCAGAAUUGCAAAGUCAAUGUGUGUUGAAGUACAGUGACAGCCAGACAGACGGUAGUGGAAGUCGGCUUACGUGCAUACAGCCAUAAAAUCAGAUAGGCACUGAAGCUUGAAGAAAGUGGAAGUUACAGAGCGAAAAAAGUUUGGGAAAAUAACCAAAAAGUGCGAUGAUGACAGAUAGCAAAAGCCGGUGAUUUGAGUAUACAAUAAUAAUUGGAAGAAUAAAAUAAUUCAAAAAAAGCAUUGUAUUUUGUACUAUUGAGUUUAUAUUUAUGUAAAACAAUAAUGAAAAGAAAUUAUAAAUAAAUUAAAUGAAAAAAUAUACACAUUUAGAUAAAAAAAAAAUUAAACAAAUAUCUAUACGGACAAAACUUAUUGCAGCAUAACUGAUUAACUGACAGAGAUUAACAUAACUAAAUUUUUUAUACUGAAAAUUAGUACAAGCAAUUGUUGCUUUAAGCUAAUGCGCCUAAAACUCCAUCAAGUCUGGCAGUAAACCAUAAACAACACACACUUACACGCGGAUAUGAUAAGGUAGAAGAGAACAAGCAGAAAGGACAUACGAAUUUUUUUGCACAUAAACACGAAAGCGAGUGUAAAGACAAAGGUUAAAUAGUGGCAACGGCGAUGCUUAACCUGUCACCAGAGUAUUGCGUGCGCUCAUGUAUGUGUGUAUAUCCUUGAAAAGAAAAUAAAAUAAAAAUCAAAAAAACCAAUCAAUCAAAUUCCAGACUCAGUGCAGUGCAGCGGUAUUUACCGUUGUUUAUCUCUAAUUAAUAAUAAAUUUUUCGUAUAAAAAAGUGCCAUAAACGAUUGUUGAAAAACGAAAGUUUAUGAAAGUUCUAAAUCUGAAAAAAAAGUGAAUGAAAAUUAUAGCAAAACAAGCGAGCCACAUUCGAAGAACCGCCAACUGCUUGAAAAUAACAAAAACAACCCCAAAAAAUACCAGAAAUAAGCAAAAUCAACAAAACAACAACACCAAAGUGAACGACUAACGAAGGAUCAAAGCAAAAAGGAUAAUUUAUAUAUUUCGUACAGCAGUGGGUGGCAUGCUACACAAAAGCAAAAAGGGAGAAGAAAAACCAAAAUUUCAACACAAAGCAAAAACAAACGAAUGAGACGCGCAACGUGUCUGAUAAAAUCAAAAGUAGAAAAAAAUCUUCAUAUCUCAUAGACACCAGUCCCGUGUAUUUAGCUUUCUUCUGCCAUAACUGCUGUAUGGCAUGAUAAGCAAGGAUUAUAAUAAAAGCAAAAACAAAACAAGCAAAUAAAAGAAAUACCGUUAACUUGUACUCCCUGCUGACAGUGGAAUUGUGAAGUGCAUUAUUUGUUGGUGUUUAUGUGUGUUUGUGUUAUCGCUGCGAAAGGUGGUGGCUCAAAUCAAUGAAUUCCUUUUGCAUCUAGUAUAUCUCUUUGGCGAUGAUCGGCACACACUGUUUGAGGCGUAUAUAAAAUAAUACAAAGACUGCAAUUUUUGUAUUUUCUCUUUCACAACCAAUCAAUAUCAUAACAAACCAAAUAACCAAACGAUCAACUUGAAGUUUUUCUUAACCAUUGACUGAUUUACUCUGCCAAAAAAAAAGUUUAAAAUCAAUAAAUUCAAUAAAAGUAAUCAAAUUUAUACUAAGGACUUAAAAAAGAUAAAAACUUUCAAACGUAGUUAGCUUUUAAACCAAAUUUACAAAACCAAAAUAAAUUUUGUAGCUUUUUAUAUGCAAGCAGUUUUCUGGUCGAACAAUAACUACAUUAUAUUAAUUAAAAAUAGAUAUGGAAAAUUAAAUAUAUAAGCGAAGCAAAAAAAAUUUUCUGGGAAAAUAAAUCAACUUUUAUAUAAAUAAAAAUAAAACAAGGAUUUACUAAAAAUUGUCAGUUCCACGUCAUUCGACGUAAACACCUUAACGUUUACCGUUCAUCUUCUUCAUACUCAACUCAAAUUUUCAUACGCAAGAUACAUACAAUUCGCUCGGUACAGUGGUGAAAGGAAUGCAGCGUUGUCCCUAUAUACAUGAGAUGCGAGAACGUUUACUGAACGAGCAGCCGCAGCGUGAAUCAGUACCGUUAGAGCAAAUGGAGCGCGCAAAUUUACUAGAUAAUCGGCAAUCAGCUGAUUCGAAUCAGGUCGGCACAGUAGUCAAGCUACACGCCGAUGGCUAUCACACGAGUCCAGCACAUCAGCGUACGCCUUUGGUGCCGCGCGAUUUGGGCGAGGAUUUCAAUUUGGAUUUUGACGAUGAUUUUCCGAUCGAUGUGCGACGGCCAAAAAAUGCCAAGGUUUGUUAUUCAAUUAAGCCAAAUCCAAAUCGAAGUUUUCUACCAGCAAAAAUCACCGUGCAUGGCACAUAUGAAACUAACAUAAUAACCGGACCGAUUGAAUUAUGGACAUCACUGUUCAUCGUCACCAGUUUGGUGUAUGCCAUCAUUUUGAUUGUUGUUUGCAUUGCAUAUGUGAUCAGCGAUGUAACAACUCACCGUCUGCCAGUGCUCUAUUAUGAAACGUUCUUUACGUAUUUAUAUGGUGUCAGCAUACUCUUCCUAUUGUAUGUCUUUUGCUUCCUGUUGCAGGAGAGUUCCUGCUGUAAUGGCGGCAGUAAACCGAAAUCACCACCUAAGGAGAAAAAAUCCAAGAAGAAAGUACCAGAUCCAGCCGAUUCGAAGGAUGCGAAGGGCUCUAAGGAUUCUGGCAAGAGCGGCAAACCGAGUCCCUAUCAGGAACGAUAUCCGGUUAAGAAACGUGAUCUGGUACGCCAGUCCUUGUCGUUACAGGACUCACAAGCUGAAGCUGAGGUUGCUGUAACUACGAAGAAUGUGCGCAAACGCAAAACAACCCAUAGCGAUCCAACACAUGGCAGCUUUUUCUUGCGUGUCGGCGCGAUCGCUUUCGGUUUGGGUGCUAUGAUCUAUAUUGGACUGGAGUUUGGCUCUUUCUUCGAGAUUCCCUUUGAUUCACCAUGUCAUCACAUUUUGAUUGGCGUCAAUCCAUUGCUGCAGAUGAUUUUCACUUUUAUGCAAAUGUAUUUCAUCUUCAUGAAUGCCAGACUCAACAUCCAUCGUUUCAAGGUGAUCGCCCGCUUUGGCUUGAUGCACGUCGUUGCCACGAAUAUUUGCGUUUGGAUACGUACCCUUGUCAAAGAAUCAUUACUCGAAAUCACCCUCUAUCAUCAACGUCGCGAACCCGAUCCCGAAGCCUCGUCCAUUGCCAAGUCCAUACGUCAACACGCAUUGCGACAUGCUGGUACAGUUCUGCGCACACACGCCGGUCCGAAUGAGGAGUUUGAGGUACUGGACGGCGAGGAUCUACUUCCCGCCAAUGCCUACAAAACCGACAAUGUACUCUCGAAAUUGGUGCGCAAAACUGUUGAUGGCAUCUCCAAGUCGCUGGGCAUGGGCGCUGCUGCUGGUGCUAAUGCCAAUGCAGCGCUCACCACGCUGCUCACAUCCACCAAUAGACCCACGACCACCACCACAACCACUACCAUCACCCCACGUUCCUAUUUCACCACACCAUCGUACCAGUGGCAAAGCACUACUAUGGCACGCAAGUUGAAGAAGUUUAUCACGAGCACAACAGCUGCCACGACCACAACGUUGCGCACAAUGCCAAGCACAACAACAACACCGUCGACAACAACACUGGCGAGCAGCCCAAUUACCACCAUGACCACAACAACUACGACCACUGAGACACCCUUCCGACAACAUUUCGAGCACUCGGCAUUUACAACUGGUGGCCCAAGCAUUGCAACCGAUUAUCUGAUGUCCACUCAUGGUGGAGGCGCUGCAGGUAUUAUGCCACCAUCAACCACCGCCGUUGUCGAUGAGUCUGUAUCCACCAGCUUCGGUUCGGGUCUUUCCUCGUUCUUUAAUAAUCUAGUCUCGUCAACGCCAAGUACCACCGUUACCACCGGCACACCAUCCACCACCACCGAGAAUGCUUUGAACGUGAUGACCAAUUUACUGGGUCCGGGCAUGAACAAUUUCCAAACCUACUCGGGCAUUUCGCAUCCUGAGGCAACCAGUGUUGUGAGUUUUGAGAAUCUUGAGAGCCUAGAUAAUAUCUACCCCGCCGCAUUGUCCUCUAAUAUUGGCACUUUGAAUUCGACCGCAUGUGGACGUGUCGAUAUUAUGGGCACCAUUGUUUACGACUCGGCACCCUUUUUGUAUCCUUUCAUCAUUGAAUACUCGCUAAUCGGCGCAGUUGUCUUGUAUGUGAUGUGGAAGCAUAUUGGUCGCUAUCCAGGUCGUAUGAAUGAUGAGGAUUUGGAGCAUCGUUUGGAGGUUAUGCUGUCACGUCGCGCUGUCGCAAUGGCACAUCAGGCACGUUCGGGACGUGUCGAUUGUGUGGGCUCGUCAAAAGGGUUAUUCUUUGGUCUGUUGUUGUUGGUAGGUGCUUUGAUUUGCCUGAUACUCUUCUUCGUCUUGGUGCGUCAUCAGCAGUUCUCGCUGCUAGCAAUUUACCUCGCCGACGCAAGUCACUGCAUACUCAUGGCAUUCGCUGUGCUCGCCAUUAUCAUCGGCUUUAUAAGGGUCAGAAAUCUGAAAUUCCGCUGCGAAGAGCAAUCCAAUCUCAAUGACAUUCUUCUACGUAUCUCCGCUUUCGGUCUCUUCACCUAUUCGGUAUUCGGUGUCAUAGCCGGCAGUUUGAAGGCGUUCGAAAACGAACCGAAUCUUCUAGUCAUGACCACAAGCGCCGUGGCGGUAUUCCAGGUUAUCUUACAAUUGCUCUUCAUAGCCGAUGUCUCGCGUCGUCGCGUCCAUUUGCCCGAACAUGAUCGCAGCAAACCGGGCCGUCAAAUUGUCACAUUCCUUUUGAUCUGCAAUGUGGCUAUGUUUGCUAUUUACACAUUUGAAGCUCAUAAAGUAUUCGCCAAUCCUGUAAGUAGAUAUGUUCAACUUGACUUUUACGGUUUUGUGCCAUGGUCAAUAAUACAACGCGUCACACUGCCACUUUGCAUUUUCCAUCGUUUCCAUAGCGCCGUAGCAUUGGCCGAAAUCUGGAAGACAACGUACAAGGCACGAUUGGAGUAAGGAGUUUUCUCACAGCGAAAAGGCAUGCAAAGGCACAGAGAAGAGCACAGAGUAAAGGAAUGAGAAAGGCAGAGAGAUAGAGGGAGAGAAAGAAAUUGGAGGAGUGUUCAGUGAAAUGAAACUGCCAAAAAGCAAAUUAAAAAGGUAGCAAAACAAGACGUAAGGGAAGAUGGAAGGCGUAAGCGAAAAUCUUGGUAUGAAAUAGAGUAAAGUUAAAGUGGGUAGAAAAUGCAGUUAAAUUACGUAAAAUCAUAUAACAGUUAAAUUAUUAAAAACAUUAUUGAAUUGCUAAUACUUCUUGCAUGUGUGUUGGAAGAAGACAAAGAAGAAGAAGCAGACAAACAUUGAAGCGCUCUCGGGCGGGAAGAGUAAAUUAAAAAAACAACAACAACAACCAAUUACUUAAAACAAUGAACGAUUGCCCGAGUACCAAACACACACACUCAUAUACACACACACAAACAGCAUACAUUUGCAUACAUAUAGCCGAGAACACAGCCACUUGCAUAAAUUCAUACACUGAGAGAAAUAGUAGUGAGGAAGAGAAAAAUAUUUAAAAUUCAGUAUACAAAAAAAAAAAAAAAAAAAAAAAAAAAAAAAAAAAAAGAAACAAGAGAAAAAAUGAAAAACAUUUGCGUACAUACAAUAAUUAUGGCAAAUUAAAUUAUGCAUUGUAGUCGCAUCUGUGCAUCUGAAUUAGAGCAGACAAAAAAAUAAAAAAUAAAUAGUUGUAUAUUUAAGUGUAAUGUUAAGAAUUUUACUUAUUACUUAAUUAAUAAAAAUGGAAUACAUAACAAUUAUUAUUAAUUAUGAAUAAAUAGUUAAGUGAGUACAAUUUGUAGAUUUUCAAGCGUGUGUAAAAUUAAUUUUUAAGUCACCGAUAUAUAUUGUUUAUUAAAAAAAAGAUGUUGAACCGGAAGACAACAAAUUAAUAACAAAAAAACAUAUAUUAAAAUAAAAUUUAUUUGUAUAAAAAUUUGUUGUUUUAUGGCAAAUUUAAUAGUGAAAAAAAUUUAUUCAUAAUUUGUAUAUUUCUCUGUUUUGUUUUGCUUUCUUUGGCUUUCUCUGCUGGGCAGCCACUGCGAUAUCUUUUAUGCUAAGUCAUAUUUUUUAAAUAAUUUCAAAAUGUGAGCUUCGUAGGCUGCAAGGCGAAUUAUGUAGUACUUAAAUAACCAUGAGUUCAUUAUAAUUUAAAAUACAUACAUAUGUGUAUUUAAAAAAUAUUUAAGUGGCAAAUUGCAAUUUUAAUUAUUUUCUGUUAACAUUUUUGUUUAUUUAUUAAAAUAUAUAUUAUAUAAAUUGAAAACUGUAUAAUUUUCUUGUGUAUAUUUUUUUUUUUUUAAAUUAAAAACUUACAAGCGAAUAUUUAAAUUUUAAGCAUAAUUUGCAAUUUAUGUAUAUGUAAUUUAAUAAUAUUAUACAUACACUACUCAUGAUAAAUAUCUAACUCUCAAGUGAAAAAUAAAAUAAAGUUAAAAAGUAAUAUUAAGUAAAUGAAAACCAAAAUUAUAUAUACA
Messenger RNA from Ceratitis capitata (Mediterranean fruit fly), 6902 nucleotides. It is a transcript of the gene OtopLa, whose product is annotated as Otopetrin-3. Gene Ontology annotation, biological process: proton transmembrane transport. Bases 2344 to 5385 code for a protein of 1013 amino acids. Lineage: Eukaryota; Metazoa; Arthropoda; Insecta; Diptera; Tephritidae. The transcript is spliced from 12 exons. Gene Ontology annotation, cellular component: membrane. Gene Ontology annotation, molecular function: proton channel activity. The record is from RefSeq and is a predicted model, not a curated record.